AUGGACGCGGAGUGCGGGGAGGAGGAGGAGGGAAGCGAUGGCGACGCGCGCGAGGAGGACCAGGGGAAUAAGACGAACGCGAGGAAGCGAGGGCGGAAACCGAAGGCGGCGAACGAGGAGGGCGCGCGCGGAGACGCGGACGCGGAGGCGAGCCUGCCGAAACGGACCGAGGUGACCAUCACGGGGAACGCGCGAACGAAGGCGGAGUUGAUCGGGAUGAAGGGCGUAGUGAAGAAAUCGUUGCCGUCGGGUGGGUGGCAUCGGUUGGUGUUGGAAAAUGGGCGCGAAGUGCGCGUGCGAAGAAGCGCGUUGACGGCGUCGGAGACGGGGCGCGGAGACGAGGAGGGCGAACAGGGCGAAGACGACGACGACGAGGACGACGAGGAUGAGGACGACGGCGACGAUAAAGACAACAUGGCGACUAGAGCUCGACGACCGACGCGCGUUCCUGGAAACGGACCUCCGAGCCAGGCGGCGGCGGCGGCGAUGAAGCGCCUGCAAGAACGUCGCCGAAGCGCGCGUCCGAACUGUCAAUCGAACUUCGAGCGUCUGACGCUUUCAACUUUACAAAAGUACAAGAAAGCGUACGAAAUGGAAGCCAACCCGGAGACGGACGGCGAUAAGAAUGCGCUCGUGCACGAGGUCGGCAAGCACUUCAUGCAGCAAAAGCUCGACGAACAAAAAGUGUUGCAAGCGUUCAUGUGCGCCGUGGCGGACACGACGCAGAUUGGAUAA
This is a messenger RNA of Ostreococcus lucimarinus CCE9901, 735 nucleotides long. RefSeq lists its product with no specific name. The transcript has a single exon. Gene Ontology annotation, cellular component: histone deacetylase complex. Gene Ontology annotation, biological process: regulation of DNA-templated transcription. Gene Ontology annotation, molecular function: transcription coregulator activity; protein binding. NCBI's taxonomy places the organism in Eukaryota, Viridiplantae, Chlorophyta, Mamiellophyceae, Mamiellales, Bathycoccaceae. The coding region runs from base 1 to 735 and encodes 244 amino acids. The record is from RefSeq and is a predicted model, not a curated record.